AUGUCGCACCAAUUUGCUGUGGCAUCGCCUCCCACCGAUGCUAUCUCCGCUGUGAAGUUCUCCCCGGAUCCCAGCUCAAAGCGUAUUGUUGUGUCUUCAUGGGAUAAGAAUGUUUACCUGUACGAACUGCGUGAUGAGAAUGGGGUUGUAGGAGAGGGAAAACUAUUGCAAAAGCUAGAAUUCCGCGCGCCCGUACUCGAUGUCUGCUUUGGCGCAAAUGAAGAUGAAAUCUUUGUCGCCGGACUCGACUGGGAUGUUCGAAAAAUUGACGUCAACACAUCAACACAGACUGUGCUGAGCACUCAUGAAGCUGGCGUGCGCAACGUCGUCUACAGCCGCGACUAUAACAUCUUAAUCUCCGGCUCCUGGGACUCUACGCUUCAUAUUCACCGACCGGACCAGAUUCAUGUUGUCAUCCCACUCCCUUCGAAACCCUACUCGCUGUCUGUUUCAUCCACCAAGCUCGUCGUCGCUAUGGCGUCGCGCGCUCUCCACAUCUACGAACUUGAGACACUGGCCCUGUUGACUACGCCGUCUGACGACAAUAAAGUAGUGAAUGUCGAACCUUGGCAACGACGCGAGAGUAGCCUAAAGUUUAUGACCCGGUGUGUGGCUUGCAUGCCGGAUGAUGCGGGGUAUGCCUCUUCGAGCAUUGAGGGCCGCGUGGCAGUGGAAUGGUUCGAUCCAUCCGCUGAGUCUCAGGCCCGAAAGUACGCCUUCAAGUGUCAUCGUCAGGUUGACGAUGAUGUGGAUGUCGUUUACCCGGUUAAUGCGCUUUCCUUCCACCCUGUUCAUGGGUCUUUCGCAUCCGGUGGUGGUGACGGUGUGGUUGCGCUCUGGGAUGGAAUCUCCAAGCGACGUAUCCGCCAGUACCAGAAGUACCAGUCGAGUGUCGCUGCCCUUGAUUUCAGCGGUGAUGGCAAGCACUUGGCAAUUGCCGUGAGCCCUGGAUUUGAGGAUGGUAAUGACGAUCUUGCAGACGGACUGGUGCGGAUCUUUGUGCGCGAAUUGGCUGAGACGGAGGCAAAGGGAAAAAGCGCCAAGUAG
Penicillium taxi is the source of this 1047-nucleotide messenger RNA. Its product is annotated as WD40 repeat domain-containing protein. Gene Ontology annotation, cellular component: bub1-bub3 complex; mitotic checkpoint complex; kinetochore. The record is from RefSeq and is a predicted model, not a curated record. Lineage: Eukaryota; Fungi; Ascomycota; Eurotiomycetes; Eurotiales; Aspergillaceae. Gene Ontology annotation, molecular function: ubiquitin binding. Gene Ontology annotation, biological process: mitotic spindle assembly checkpoint signaling. The transcript is spliced from 3 exons. The coding region runs from base 1 to 1047 and encodes 348 amino acids.